Messenger RNA from Nymphaea colorata (pocket water lily), 4170 nucleotides. Its product is annotated as auxin response factor 6. The coding region runs from base 1242 to 4061 and encodes 939 amino acids. The transcript has 14 exons. Gene Ontology annotation, biological process: response to hormone; regulation of DNA-templated transcription. The record is from RefSeq and is a predicted model, not a curated record. NCBI's taxonomy places the organism in Eukaryota, Viridiplantae, Streptophyta, Magnoliopsida, Nymphaeales, Nymphaeaceae. Gene Ontology annotation, molecular function: DNA binding; protein binding. Gene Ontology annotation, cellular component: nucleus.
CCGCGACCGCUUUCCCUCCUCCUGUCUGUUUCUCCUUUUUCUCUUUUUGCUGCGAGGGGGAGAUCAGCGUCGUCCUCGUCGUCUCCCUGAAGCAUAGAAGGUUUAUACGGGAGGAAGGGAGGUCUGUUUCUGUUUUUUUCUUCUGUUUGAUAAGGUACGAGAGGGACCUGCAGAGUCGUCCUCGUCUCUCCCAGAAGUAUAAAAAGGUUAGACGAGAGGAUGAGAGCCGGGAAAAAAUUAAAAGGUGUUGGAAAAAGGGAGAAGAGGGAGGUGGUUGGUAAGGAGGCAAGGGCGUGUUUAUUUCGUGAACAACUCCAGAUUUUGAUUUGAUCGGGGAAAAGUGACGCACCGUCAUCUCUGUCACUCUCUCUUUCUCUCUCUCUCACAAUUAAAUGUGAAAGGGUGGUCUCUCUCUCCCUGAGGGUUGCGGUGAGGUGGGUUUGGAUGCACCCACAAUCGGCCUAGAGGAGAAGAUGGGCGCCGACCUAUCAGUGACGUAGCCGGGGAAGAAAAACUCUCAGUGGGAAUCUGUUCUGCUGCAACUCUCUCUCUCUCUCUCUCUGGGCGACUGUGGAGCAUCUGAAACCCUAGCUCCGAGAUCUGGAAGCUCCAGACCUCGGUCUCUCAACCAAUUUGCGGGCUUGUCGGAGUUAGAGAAUCUGAGGUCUCCAAUUUGCUUCUUUUGGAGAAGGUGGUGCUAGGAGGGCUUGAAGACAAACCUUUGACUUCCUUGGGGUUGGGCAUCUACCGCCAAAGCGAGCUCUGGUGAGAACAAUGGUGCUUGGACCUUGUGGUCUCUGAUGAUCUCAUGCGCAGAUGCACAAGCGAAGCAGCAGAAGACGAUUUGUAAGGAGGAAGGUUAGGAUUUUCAAACUGGUCCUUGAUGAAGGUCAAAAACGGUGUGAACAAUUGCAGUGGCUUGGGCUUCGGGUGAUCACUGGGGAGCUUAUAGUGGGAGCAUACUGGGAGACAGGCACAGCUCAACUUGUUUGGGUUCCGAGGUUCUCUCGAUAAAAUUGCGCAUUCAUAGAGGGUGUUUCGGGUUGCAGACUGUUUGAGAAGUGGCAUGAGGGUUUGUAGUUGAAGCCCACUCAAGAGUGCGAUUUCUAGGGUUUCCUGCGAGGGAAAGGCAAAGGAAGAAAACGUAGAUCGCUUCUGUAGGAUUAGGGUGCUGGAGACUUGGCCUUGGAAUGCGGAGGUUGAUUUAAUGCUUUGGUUUUAGGAUAAACUUGAAAAAGGAUAUGCAGAUGAGGCUCUCUGCUUCUGGGUUCGUCCCUCAAGGACAAGAAGGUGAAAAGCGAUCCCUAAAUUCAGAGCUUUGGCAUGCAUGUGCUGGACCUCUUGUGUCGUUACCUGCUAUUGGCAGUCGGGUUGUCUAUUUCCCACAGGGCCACAGCGAACAGAUGAUCUUUGUGCAGGUUGCUGCAUCAACAAAUAAGGAAGUCGAUGCUCAUAUACCUAACUAUCCAAGCUUACCACCUCAGUUGAUCUGUCAACUUCACGAUCUGACAAUGCAUGCUGAUGUGGAGACUGAUGAAGUGUAUGCACAGAUGACUUUGCAACCCCUAAGCCCGCAAGAGCAAAAAGAUGUGUAUCUCCCUGCUGAACUGGGGACACCAAGCAAGCAGCCAACCAAUUAUUUCUGCAAGACAUUGACAGCUAGCGAUACUAGCACACAUGGAGGGUUCUCUGUUCCUCGUCGUGCAGCUGAGAAAGUAUUUCCUCCACUGGAUUUCUCUCAGCAACCUCCUGCCCAGGAAUUGAUAGCUAGGGAUCUACACGACAAUGAAUGGAAAUUCCGUCAUAUUUUUCGCGGCCAGCCCAAAAGGCAUUUACUUACUACAGGAUGGAGCGUGUUUGUAAGUGCAAAAAGACUUGUUGCUGGUGAUUCUGUCCUUUUUAUCUGGAAUGAAAAGAACCAGUUGCUUUUAGGAAUUCGGCGUGCAACUCGACCACAAAACGUAAUGCCUUCAUCAGUCUUGUCUAGUGAUAGUAUGCAUAUUGGGCUCCUUGCUGCAGCAGCUCAUGCUGCUGCAACAAAUAGCCGUUUCACUGUAUUCUACAACCCAAGGGCAAGCCCGUCAGAGUUUGUCAUACCAUUAGCCAAGUAUGCCAAAGCUGUCUAUCAUACUCGUGUUUCUGUUGGUAUGCGUUUUAGAAUGCUGUUUGAAACCGAGGAAUCGAGCGUUCGUAGGUACAUGGGUACAAUAACUGGAAUCAGUGAUUUAGAUCCUGUUCGGUGGCCAAACUCGCAUUGGCGUUCUGUGAAGGUUGGUUGGGACGAAUCUACUGCUGGUGAAAGACAGCCAAGAGUAUCCUUGUGGGAGAUAGAACCUCUGACAACAUUUUCCAUGUAUCCCUCGCCAUUUUCUCUUAGGUUAAAGCGUCCAUGGCCUCCAGGAUUGCCAACUCUGCAUGGAAUGAAGGAUGAAGAUUUGGGACUGAAUUCAUCCCUUAUGUGGCUUAGAGGAGAUGGUGUUGACCGAGGCAUGCAGUCUUUGAAUUUCCAGGGCUUUGGUGUUAAUUCCUGGAUGCAACCAAGGCUUGAUUCAUCUCUUUUGGGGGCACAAUCAGACACAUACCACACAAUAGCAGCAGCAGCCCUCCAGGAAAUGAGGAAUGUUGAUUCCACCAAGCAGCCAUCAACCGUUUUGCAGUUUCAGCAACCUCAGAACUUGUCGUGGCGAUCAGUUCCUUUCUUGCAGAGGCAGAUGAUGCAUCAAACCCAACUACAGUCUCAGCAAACAUUGCUUCAAGCACUUCAGCAGAGCCAACCGCAGAACAAUAUUCUCCAACAUCAGUUGCAGCACCAGGGCUCGUUUAUUGAGUAUGAAGCUCCACAGCAGCAACACCAGCACCAACAGCAAGUACAGCAGCAGCAGCAGCAGCAGGACCAGCAUCGGCAACAACAGCAACAGCAGCAACAGCAGCGACAGCAGUUGCAACCAGUGCCGCAUCCGCAGCAUUUGGUUGAUCAACAUCAACCCCAGCAUCAAGCCUUUCAGAUGCCAGGCCUUGUUCCUGCGUUAACUCAUCUUUCCUCUUCCGAGACCCCAUCUGUACAAAACAUCACCUCUUUGUGCCAACAGCAAAGCUUCACAGAUUCCAAUGGGCAUCCUGUUUCAAGUUCCAGCAUAUCUACACUACCCAGUGUCCUGGGCUCAUUCUUGCCAGAUGAUGCAUCCCGUCUCCUUUACUUGCCAAGAACAAAUCCAUCAUUAUCUUCUAUGGGUUGGUCAUCUAAAAAGUUGGCUGUUGAAUCAAUGCUUCCUUCUGGAGGUCAAUGUGUUCUUCCUCCAGUUGAACAGUUUGUUUCACAGUCACGGUCCAGCAAUUCCCAGCAUGCUAUCUCGUUGCCAUCACUCCCUGGGAGAGACUGUGCAGUUGAUCAAGGUGUUGGUUAUCUGCAAAGCAACCAUCUCCUCUUUGGUGUCAAUAUAGAGUCCUCGCCACUUAUCAUGCCGACCUGUGUUUCUGGAGUUACAACAGUUGACAUUGAUGCCAAUCAGGGGACCUUGUCUUUUGCGGGAUCAAAUUAUCUUAGUACCCCAGUAACUGAUUUUCCUCUCAAUGCAGCAAUGGGGACUUCUGGUUGUUGCUUGGAUGAGAAUGGCUUCCUGCAAUCACCAGAUGAUGUGGGUCUAAAUCAACAGACUAGAACCUUUGUAAAGGUUCAUAAGUUAGGGUCUUACGGGAGGUCACUGGACAUCACCAGAUUCAGCAGCUAUCAUGAGCUGCGCAGUGAGCUUGCUCGUAUGUUUGGCCUUGAAGGCCAGUUGGAGGACCCUCUGAGAUCAGGCUGGCAGCUUGUAUUUGUCGAUAGGGAGAAUGAUGUUCUACUACUCGGCGACGACCCAUGGCAGGAGUUUGUGAACAAUGUCUGGUGCAUCAAGAUACUCUCGCCUCAAGAAGUACAACAGAUGGGGCGACAGGGUGUUGGCCUCUUGAAUUCCGUCUCGCUUCAGGGGCAAGCGAGCAGCAUCUGUGAUGAUUUCACAAACCGGCAGGGCUCACGGAACCCAAGUUCUGGUAUCACUUCUGUUGGGUCGUUAAACUACUAAAACUGAUUUAGAAUUGUGUCUGUAUUAUGUUGCCCACAGUCAGUGGGUCUGAGCACAACUAGCAAGUAUCCACGGCAGAGCCAUAGAUAUAAAUACAACUGUUUGUUCA